Messenger RNA from Osmia lignaria (orchard mason bee), 3301 nucleotides. RefSeq names its product cilia- and flagella-associated protein 53. NCBI's taxonomy places the organism in Eukaryota, Metazoa, Arthropoda, Insecta, Hymenoptera, Megachilidae. The record is from RefSeq and is a predicted model, not a curated record.
CAGAAGCCUGGUACAUCGACGGUACAAUUUCUGUCCGUUUUGAUAUUUACUCAACCGUUCUACAUCGGCUUCAAUAAUUCAUAGUCAUCGACAUGUACACGAGGAUAAGGCAAACGAUCCCUAUUCCGACGUGUUUCGCACAACGGCGACGCGUUGUUUCAGCAUGGAACCGAGCCGUACCGUAAUUCUCGACUCGAUGCUAGUACUGCGAAAUUUCCUGCCUAAAUCGGGGAUAUUGUGAGCUUGAUUACUUCGAUAUAGAUAUUGCGUUACAGCCAUGCCCGGGGGCGUGUAAUCGAACUACGCGGAGUCUCGUAAACUCGAUGAACUCGAAAGACGAGCCACCGUCGAAGUCUCGAAGUUCUGACGGCGUGCAAUGUUAGCACUUUGCCGUGGAGUUCGCUUCCAACCCCAUCCUCGCAUCCCCCUCUAACACUGCGUUGCUCUUGCUUCUGAUCCGACGAUUUCCAUGGGUAAUUACUUUUCCCCUGUGCAAACGGCAUCCUUGUUCGCGAGUGAAUUUUAAAAUUUCCUCCAAAGACGAAUCGCGAUUCCUUAUUGCGAUUCUGGGCUGAGAAAUCAUCAAGAUUUAAGUCUAUAGGACCUGAGGAUAGACAUUGAAAACGUAUUUUAUUUAUUGGAAUCUCAAUUUUUAAUACUUUCCAUAUCUCCAAGAUGCUUAAUUUUGUUUGAUAUCCUAGAAAAGUGUUCAGAUUCAUUGAAAAUCUAUCAAUACACUCGAACGAUGUAACUGCGAUGUCAGAGAUGGUCCUUUCAACACCUAUUCUCCAAUUUGAAAUACAUUUCGCGUGCUCCAGUCACGUUCCAAAGCAUUGACCAACUCUCGAGUGAACCCAGCUUAACUAAGCCAUCGUUGCGAAUCACCCCUAACUUCGCCUUCCCUCAUCCGGCUGAAAUAUUAAUUCAAUAAGUCCGAAGAUCGUCAUAGUAACCGUAAACACCCAUACGAGCUGUCGAAGUGCAAGAAAGCGAACCUCUCUGGUCGAAUUUCGAUCUUUCGAACCCUUUAAUCAAAGAAACAUGAGUUUCUUUCCGUUGAACGAGGUGCAAUGUGGCCCUCUGAAGCAAAGAAAGUAUCCCAAAGUGGUGAUCGGCUCUAUAAACGCACCCUUUGGCUACAGAAUUGACGAACGUUCGGAUUGUAAGGUCGUGCCAGUUCCAAAAAGCUUCGAGCAUUACGAGGAGGAGAAGCGGAGGGAGCACGAGCAGUUGAUGAAGAUUCUGGACUUUGAAAAAGAAACUAAUAGGAAGAUCCAUAAAAAGAAAGUCUGGCAACGAGUUCAACAAGGUUUAACGGAAUACCAGGAUGAAGUGGACGAGCGUCGAGAAAGGCUACGGGAGCUGCUGUUGCGGGAGCAGAUGAGUUUGACCCGCGAGGUGGUGGAUCAAGCGCAACACGGAGACGAUGCAAGGAUGGACGAGAUGCGAGAGAGAAGCGAGCAGUUGAAGAAACAGCAGGAGGAACAGCGUCUGGCGGUAGUUGCCGCGAAGAGGAUGCAGCAGUACCUGGACCAGUGUCCGGAAUUUCGAAAGAAGAUGCUGAAGAAGUCUUCGAUCGAUGCGAAGAUGGUUAACCUGGCACAGAUGGCUGACAACGAGGCGAAGAAACGCGCGGAGAAGGAGCUGGACAGCCUGUGGCACGAGCUGAUGCUGAAGGAAGUCGAGAUGAAGAAGGAAAGAGAGAUCGAGGAGGUGAAGAAUCGUUGUCUGAUCGAACAGGCGAAUGUAACCACCCUGGCGAAGCAGAUAGCUGGUAAACUAGCCCUCGAAGAGCAGAGGAAAGAGGUAGCAAAGGAGGACGGAGAGUACAUAGAGCAGAUGUUGAAGAAGUUACAAGAAGAAGAUGCGAAGAAGCAGGAGGAGGAUCGUCAGAAGAGGGAGAAGCUGAAGAAGGAGCUGCAGGAUCAAAUCUUGAUCGCGAAGAGGCAACUGGCUGAACGAGCUCGCCAGGAAGCGGAAAUAGACCGGUUGCGACAGACUUUAGCCGAAGAGGAACUGGCCAAAGAAAGGAGCAAGAUUAAAGAGUCGAGCGCGGCCCUUCGCAAGGAGCUGCUGUCUUAUUUGCAGUACCUGGAGGAGCUGAGGAAAGAGGAAGCCAGGAGGAACAUUGAACUGGACCGAAUAGUGGAACAGUGGACGAGGGAUGCUGCGGCUAAACGCGACCUUGAGAAGAAAAAAUCCAAAGAGGCCAGGCAGAAAAGUCUUCAGGAGAUGAUUCGAAGUCUCGACGAGCAGUUGAAGAUAAAAUGUCACAGGGAAGAGCGAGAAAUGGAAGAACGGCGAUUAGAAAAGGAAGCAUUGGAAAAGGAGAUCGAAUUGAACGCGAAAUUGGCUGCUCAUGCUAAAGAGGAAGCAAAGAACAAGAUGUUGCGUUAUGCCAAAGAGCUUGAGGAUCAGUGGACUCAAAUUGGCGAGGCACGACGUAGGGAAAGGGCGGAGGAGAUUGAGAGAAUGCGACUUGAAGAGUUGAAACAGCAAGAGGAGUAUGAGAUGCUUACGGAGGAAUUAUUGAAUGCUUCUGAGAAUAUUACGCCACAUCCGUUCAAGAUUUUGUUGAAACAAUGCGCGGCUCGUUAUGCUGCGGAGAAAGAGGGACAUUGUUAUUGCCCUCCUCCUUUGCUUGAAGAGUAACUUCACGUUUGUAUGUAUUUUGUGUACCCCAAUUUUAAACGAAAUUAAUUGCAAAUAUAAUUUGAUUAAUUUUCGUUGAUUUUAAAUAUGCAGAAUGUAAGAUCGUCUAUUUGCAUAAAACUUAUUCUUUUUCGAAACUUCAAUCUUGUUUUUCCCGCGCCGCAAAGAUACAUGAUCACCGUCCGAGGAUCUAUACUUCGGACUACCUGUACCAUCUGUUUUAUACUGCGAGAAGCUUUGAACGAGCCUCCAUUGUCGCUAAGUUAGAACUCUGUUUUAUUUAUCGAUUCUAUAUUCUUUGAGAUACAUAUAUCAGUGAUUACUGAUACAAAAGUCUGGACAUGACUUUGUUUUCGACGGUUCAUGAUUUAAGGGUCUCAAACACCCCUAGUUGACAUUAGGUCUGCAUGCAGAGAGCAUAGCCGGUAUGAUAAUCGGGCCUGUUUUACCACUCCCUCUUUUGCCGCACCACAGACUGACAUUUGAAAACACCCAAUUUUCACUCUCUUUGAUUCUCCUUUUUUUUUAGAAACCAGUCAAAAGCAGCGCAAGACUGAACAAUUAUUAUUCUAAUUGUUUGACAAACUUGUAUUUACUUUAUACACCUUUCUAAAUAAAUUAUUUUAAAAAAGCAACAGCGUUAUUAUUU